Molecule: messenger RNA, 517 nt
Organism: Sander lucioperca (pikeperch)
Lineage: Eukaryota; Metazoa; Chordata; Actinopteri; Perciformes; Percidae
Product: 40S ribosomal protein S26
Exons: 4
Coding region: 111-458 (115 amino acids)
Biological process (GO): translation
Cellular component (GO): ribosome; cytosolic small ribosomal subunit
Molecular function (GO): structural constituent of ribosome; mRNA binding
Source: RefSeq, a predicted model, not a curated record
AAAUAAAGUAAGAAAAUAUUUCUUUCAAAAAAUAUUUCGAGGGCGGAGCGGUUGGCACUACUUCUCGCGGUACAACCUUUUCCGGUCCUCUUUCCAGCUUCCCGUGCAAGAUGACCAAGAAAAGGAGGAAUAACGGUCGUGCCAAGAAGGGUCGUGGCCAUGUGCAGCCCAUUCGCUGCACCAACUGUGCACGCUGUGUCCCCAAGGACAAGGCCAUCAAGAAGUUUGUCAUCAGGAAUAUCGUGGAGGCGGCAGCCGUGAGAGACAUCUCAGAGGCCAGUGUCUUUGACUCUUAUGUUUUGCCCAAACUCUAUGUGAAGCUGCACUACUGUGUCAGCUGUGCUAUCCACAGUAAGGUGGUGAGGAACCGCUCUUGUGAGGCCAGGAAAGACCGCACCCCACCACCCAGAUUCAGGCCCGCUGCCGGUGCACCAAGAGCCCCUCCAAAGCCUAUGUAAAGCAGAAUUUGAAGAUGCUGUACACCUGAAGAAUAAAUUCAAGUCUUUACAAACUUGAA